AUGAAUUCUGUAGACGGUUCUGGACCAUCUGCCUCACCGCGUCCUUCACCAACACUAAACACGGUGACAAUUGAUGGCUCUCCUACCACCUUUCGAGAUGUCUUCACAAUGCCUGCGUCGGUCGACGUAGGAGCGAACCUCUUGCCGAACAUCAACGAUCCUUCAGCUGUCGAUGCUCAGACUGUUUGCCCGGGAUACAAGGCUUCGCAAGUCAAAGAGAGUGACAGCGGCUUGACCGCCGUUCUCACACUUGCCGGUGCGCCGUGCAAUGUUUACGGGAACGACAUCGAGGUCUUGAACUUGAAAGUGGAAUAUCAGAGCGUCAACCGCCUCGCCAUUAAUAUUAGUCCUGCGAACAUUGAUGCAUCAAACUCGUCUUGGUAUAUAGUCCCAGAAGACUUAAUCCCACGACCGAAGGCAGAAUUAACUGCUGGAGAUAUUGACCUUGAAUUUGAUUGGGAUGAUGAACCUUCAUUCUGGUUCAGUGUCACCAGACACUCUACCGGUGAUGUGAUAUUCUCGUCCGAGAACACCAAACUAGUUUAUGAAGACCAAUUCAUCGAAUUUGUCUCUCACCUCCCGGAGGACUACAAGCUCUACGGGCUCGGUGAACGCAUCCAUGACUUCAGAUUGAAUCGAAAUUUAUCAGCUACCAUUUAUGCUGCAGAUGCAGGCGAUCCAAUUGACGAAAACAUCUAUAGCAGUCAGCCGUUUUAUCUUGAGACGAGAUACUUUGAAACCGACACACAUGGUCAAAGAAAGUUAGUCAAGAAGACUGAACUCGACGAGCGCUACCCAACCAACGGGUCCAACGGUGCCGGGAACGGAGGUUCUUCAUAUGAGUCCCACUCUCACGGUGUGUAUCUCAGAAAUCUCCACGGACAAGAACCCAAAUUAUCCAGCGACCGAAUCACAUGGCGUACUAUCGGGGGUAGCAUUGAUCUGUUCUUCUAUGAUGGACCCACGCAGCCAGAGGUUACAAAACAAUACCUCAAGUCAUUAGAUGCGCUUCCUGCACUACAACAAUACUGGUCCUUCGGAUAUCAUCAAUGCCGUUGGGGCUACCAUAACUGGACCGAGCUACGAGAAAUUGUUGAUACGUUCAAGGCAUUCGACAUCCCAUUAGAAACCAUCUGGACUGACAUUGACUACAUGGAUCAGUACCGGGACUUCACUCUGGACCCUGUGUCUUUCCCCCUUUCCGGCGUGAAAGAAUUCUUUGAUUACAUCCACAGCCAAAACCAGCAUUUUGUUCCUAUCGUCGACUCCGCGAUCUACAUUCCGAACCCUCAGAACUCAUCCGACGCGUAUGAUACGUAUACACGUGGGAAUGAGUCCGGCUCCUUCAUGACAAACCCAGACGGGAGUCAAUACAUCGGUGCUGUAUGGCCAGGCUACACAGUCUUCCCAGAUUGGCUCUCCGCCAACGGCCAGGCAUGGUGGGUGAAGGAGCUCGUUGAGUGGCAUAAAGAAGUGCCAUUCUCAGGCAUCUGGAUCGAUAUGUCUGAAGUCUCCUCUUUCUGCGUGGGAUCUUGUGGCACAGGAAACGUUACUUUAAACCCUGUGCAUCCGCCUUUUAGUCUCCCUGGAGAGGAAGGCAAUCGCAUCUACUCGUUUCCCGAGGCCUUCAAUGUUACAAACGCCACUGAAGCGGCGUCAGCAAGCUCUGCGAGUAGCUCCCAGGACGCUCAGAACAGUGCGACAGCGGCACCACAACCGAGCACCACAAGUUAUCUCAAGACUACGCCGACCCCGGGAGCAAGGAAUGUGAACCAUCCUCCGUAUGUGAUCAACAACGUGCAAGGGGACUUGGCAGUGCAUGCUGUCAGCCCAAAUGCAACGCAUGCCAAUGGCGUACAGGAGUACGACGUCCAUAGUAUCUUUGGUCAUCAAAUCCUCAAUGCUACCUAUGAAGGCCUCCUCUCCGUUUUCCCCGGAAAGCGACCGUUCAUAAUAGGGAGAUCGACGGCUACCGGUUCUGGAAAAUGGGCUGGACACUGGGGCGGGGACAACGCUUCCAAGUGGUACUACAUGUACUUCUCCAUCUCGCAAGCACUCUCGUUCUCACUCUACGGUAUCCCAAUGUUCGGUGUCGAUACGUGUGGGUUCAAUGGGAACACAGAUUAUGAGCUGUGUUCACGCUGGAUGCAACUUUCCGCUUUCUUUCCUUUCUACCGCAACCACAACACUCUUUCUGCACUAUCGCAAGAGCCCUUCCGCUGGGCUAGCGUCAUCUCUGCCUCAAAGACGGCUAUGAACAUCCGGUAUACACUCCUCCCAUACAUGUAUACACUGUUUUACGAAGCACACACUACCGGGUCGACUGUCAUGCGUGCUCUGGCAUGGGAAUUUCCGAACGAGCCGCAGCUCGCGGAUGUAGGCACCCAGUUCAUGCUCGGACCGAACAUACUUGUUACACCCGUUUUAGAACCGCAGGUAGAAACCGUCAAAGGUGUGUUCCCCGGCAUCAUCGACGGAACGAGUUGGUACGACUGGUAUAGCGGAGAGAAGGUAAAUGCACAGGCUGGAGUGAAUACUUCGAUCACAGCGCCGUUGGGACACAUCCCAGUGUAUCUUCGCGGUGGAUCCGUCACACCGAUUCAAGAGCCGGGCUAUACGACUACGGAGUCGCGGGCUAACCCAUGGGGUCUGAUCGUUGCGCUCAACGAUGAUGGCAAGGCGUCGGGUGCUCUAUACGUGGACGACGGAGAGUCGAUCGAGCAGGAAGCCACAUUGGAGGUGGCAUUCAGUGCGGAAGAUGGAGAACUCAAGGUCAAAGUCAAGGGCGAGUACAAGGACACCAACGCGCUCGGAAACGUCACCAUUCUUGGAGUCUUUGACGGAGUCGGCGAAGUCAAACUCAGCGGCAAGUCUUUGAACGGAGGGAACGUGGCGUACGAUGAGAGUACGGGCGUGCUGAAGCUAUGCGGCCUGAAUGACGUUACGAAGGGAGGAGCAUGGCAGGGAGCAUGGACGCUUAGCUGGGGAAGAUAG
Paraphaeosphaeria sporulosa is the source of this 2994-nucleotide messenger RNA. RefSeq names its product alpha-glucosidase precursor. Gene Ontology annotation, molecular function: carbohydrate binding; hydrolase activity, hydrolyzing O-glycosyl compounds. The transcript is spliced from 9 exons. The record is from RefSeq and is a predicted model, not a curated record. Gene Ontology annotation, biological process: carbohydrate metabolic process. NCBI's taxonomy places the organism in Eukaryota, Fungi, Ascomycota, Dothideomycetes, Pleosporales, Didymosphaeriaceae. Bases 1 to 2994 code for a protein of 997 amino acids.